Corylus avellana is the source of this 1548-nucleotide messenger RNA. RefSeq names its product scarecrow-like protein 14. Lineage: Eukaryota; Viridiplantae; Streptophyta; Magnoliopsida; Fagales; Betulaceae. The record is from RefSeq and is a predicted model, not a curated record.
AUGAGCUCAAAGGGAGAAAGCGACACCACCCCAGAUGCUGUUCUGAGCAACAUAAGGCAGAUUCUUAUGGAUGAAGGGUUGGAGAAUGCAGCCUCCUUCAUGUUCCCUGCUGCAACACUUGAAGCUGCUGAAAAGUCUUUUUACGAUGUACUUGGUGAGAAAUAUCCGUCCUUAAUCAAUCAAAAUGUAGAUACCCCACUCAUCAACAAUUAUUAUGGUUGUAAUGGCAAUAUUGCAAAUGAUAACAACGCUAUUGAAUCCAUCUUGGUUUCUGAUCUCUCUCAGCAGAAACCCUCUCCUCCGGCACCUCAGCCAUCGGAGGUGUUUGAUAAAAUAUUACUCUUUAACAGUGAAGAUGGGCGAGGAAGGAUGUUUCAGCAGAGUGAAAAACACAAGAGAAAACGGGUUAAUAAUAAAGGGGAUUUAGUUGACAUGAGGGCUCUCCUCGUGCACUGCGCAGAAGCAGUGGGAGGAAACGAUAUCAAGAGUGCAAAAGAACUACUGUCGCAGAUUAGGCAGCACUCUUCUCCUUUUGGUGACGGAUCCCAGAGACUGGCUCAUUGCUUUGCCAACGCCCUUGCAGCACGCUUGGUUGGUUCUGGAAGUGAGUUAUAUGCUGCUAAAAAGAUUUCUUCUGUUCAUAUCUUGAAAGCUUGCAGGUUGUUUAUUUCAGCUUGCCCUUUCAUGAGGAUGUCGAAUUUCUUUGUGACACAAACGAUUAUGGACCUGGCAAAGAAGGCAACAAGGCUCCACAUCAUCCAUUUUGGUAUCCAGUAUGGUUCCCAAUGGCCUAGCCUUAUCCAGCGCCUCUCUCAAAGACCAGGUGGGCCGCCUGUGCUGCGCAUUACAGGAGUAGAUUUUCCCCAACCAGGUUUCCAGCCGGCAGCAAGGGUGGAGGAAACGGGGCGUCGUUUAGCAAAUUAUUGUUACAGAUUAAACGUCCCUUUUGAGUACAACGGCAUAGCGCAGAAAUGGGAAACUAUCCAAUUCAAAGACCUCAAGAUUUUGAGAGAUGAGAUGGUCGUUGUCGACUGUUUGUACCUCUUUAGGUACCUACUUGAUGAUACGGUGGUGUCGAGCAACCCCAGAGACACCGUUUUGAAGUUGAUCAAGAAGAUCAAUCCACAUGUUUUCAUCCAUGGGGUCGUUAAUGGAUCCUACAAUUCCCCAUAUUUUGUUUCACGGUUCCGAGAGGCGUUAUACUAUUUCUCUGCGGUGUUUGAUAUGUUUGAAGCCAAUGCGGGGCGUGAAGAUGAGGAAAGGAUGGUGUUUGAGCGAGAGAUAUAUGGGAAGGAGGUUUUGAACGCCAUUGCGUGUGAAGGGGUGAAGAGGUUUGAGAGGCCGGAGACGUAUAAGCAGUGGAAGGUUCGGAAUCAGCGGGCUGGGCUGAGGCAAAUUCCGUUGAAUCAGGAGAUGGUGAAGAAAGUGAAGGCGCAUGUGAAGUUGUGUUACCACAAGGAUUUCUUGGUGGAUGACGAUGGGGAGUGGCUGCUGCAAGGAUGGAAGGGGAGAAUCCUGUUUGCUCUCUCCUGCUGGAAAACUGCCUGA